CAAAAGCAGCCUCUGCAUUUUUGUCUGUCUGAAUGCUAGCACGGCGAAAAAAGACUGAAGAGAAGAAAAAACUGAAGAAAUGUGAAAAUCCAACGAACAUUUUCAUGGCGAACAGAAGUCCGAUGCAGAAGGAGUUAUAUUGGGACUCCGCUGUGCCUCGAAACCUCGGAUCAAAAUGCUCAUAGUUGAGAAGACGUCAGACUUUCCGUCGACUGAGUUCUCUCUGGUGGAGGAUGUGGCUCUUCACUUCACCUGUUUGAUGGACCGGUUGAACGAGCAGCGCCUCUUCCAGCCGGACCUCUGUGACGUGGACAUUGUGUUGGUGCGCCAGCGCAGUACUUUCCCCGCCCACAAGGGGGUGCUGGCGGCCUACAGCCCCUUCUUCCACUCACUGUUCUCCCAGAGCAAGCAGCUGCGUCGAGUAGACCUGUCUCUGGACACGCUCAGCUCCCAGGGCCUGCAGCAGAUCCUUAACUUCAUCUACACCUCCCGUCUCUUGGUUAGCAGCCGUAGUGUCCAGGACGUACUCAACGCUGCCACACUUCUGCAGAUGAAUGACAUUGCAGCUUCCUGCCGUGACCUGAUUGGCAGCCAGUCGCUUAGGGCAACCGGAACCACUUUAGACAACAUGAUCAGUCAGGAUGGCCUUGGUGACCCCACUGACAUGACCCCUGGCCAUCAGCAUUACAGGGAGAUCAAGCAGGAGGCGGAGUUGGGGCGGGUGUACACCCGGGAGGGGAACUGCCCAUUCUCUGUGAGGGUAGAGGACGAUUCUGGGAAGAGCCACCAGCACCACCCUCCCACUUCCCUCAGCCAACAGCAGCAUCAACACCCAGCAUCCCCCCAGACCUCCUCACAGACCCAGGCCAAGCAGUUUUACCAACACGAGGAGAGUGGAGGACCAGGAGGAGGUGGGAGGGGCGUGUGUAAACUGGAGGGGGGCGGAGAGCAGAUUAUCGUGGAGGUGAACCUUAACAACCAGACUCUCAAUGUCUCCAAAGGAUCAGAGGGCAAGAACGUCACCACAGAUAACCAUGCCACGGAUAUGUUUACCCGCUGCCAUGGUGACCAAAGGGACUCAGAGGAAGAGGACAAUGAGGAGGAUGAGGAUGAUGAUGUUGAUGGGGAGGAAGAGGAGGAAGAUGAGAAGCAUAGAGAGCGAGAACGGGAGAUAGGGAACAGCAGUGAAGAGGAGGAGGAGGAGGAGGAGGAAGAGGAAGAAGAAGAGGAGAAUGACCUGAACAUUCCAGGAGACGAUGAGGAGUCUAUGAUGAUAGACGGCCCUCUUCUGGGGAGUCGGACUCUGGCAGUUGCUGCGACAACAAACUCCAUGCGGCAAACCCUUGGCGAUGCCACCCUCGCCAACCGUCACCAGGGGAGGAAGAGGAAGCAGAGCCCUGAAAGUGUUGGUCAGAAGGUCCGACUAGAGGAGAAGCAGCACUUUCCCUGCAAAAAGUGUCCCAGAGUCUUCAACAACCGUUGGUACCUGGAGAAACACAUCAACGUCACUCACAACCGAAUGCAGAUCUGCAACCACUGUGGAAAACGCUUCUUACUAGAGAGUGAACUGUUACUGCACCAUCAAACCAACUGUGAAAAGAGCAUACAGUGUGUGACAUGUGGCAAAGCCUUUAAGAAGCUCUGGUCUCUUCAUGAACACAACAAAAUUGUCCAUGGUUAUGCAGAGAAGAAGUUCUCCUGUGAGAUAUGUGAGAAAAAGUUCUACACUAUGGCUCACGUCAGAAAACACAUGGUUGCCCACACCAAGGACAUGCCGUUCACCUGUGAGACGUGUGGGAAGUCAUUCAAGCGCAGCAUGUCCCUGAAGGUUCAUUCACUACAACACUCUGGAGAGAAGCCCUUCAAGUGUGAGAACUGCAGUGAGCGGUUCCAGUAUAAAUACCAGCUGCGCUCUCACAUGUCCAUCCACAUCGGACACAAGCAGUUCAUGUGCCAAUGGUGUGGCAAGGACUUCAACAUGAAGCAGUACUUUGAUGAACACAUGAAGACACAUACUGGUGAGAAGCCGUAUAUCUGUGAGAUCUGUGGGAAAAGUUUCACCAGUCGUCCAAACAUGAAGCGGCAUCGCCGGACCCACACCGGGGAGAAGCCAUACCCCUGUGAGGUGUGUGGCCAGAGGUUCCGUUUCUCCAACAUGCUUAAGGCCCACAAGGAGAAGUGCUUCCGUGUCAGCAACCCUACAGUAACCGUUGGCAAUGACCCCGUGGGCCGCCAACCCCCUGACUCAGCAGUUUCUGGGGACCCAGCUGCACUUGCACCAGUGGUGUUGGGGGGGGUGCUAGCAGGGGUGACGCCCCACCAUGCCACUCCCCUCUCCCUCCCCUUGCUCCACUCCCUAAGCGGGCUGCCCCACCCCCCCUCGCCCCACCUCCCCCCUCCACCACCUCUCUUCUCUGGCAGGAUGGGCUCCAACAUAUAGCUAACAGACCGCUAGCAUCAAUAAUCUACAACACCCUGUCUAUUCUUAUCUACCCUCCAGUCAGCAAAUCAGCCAGUCAGAAAGUUAACCAGCCAGCUAGUCAGACACUCAACCGGUUUGUUAGUAAGCCAGCUAGUCAGACUUUCAACCAGUUUGUCAGUUUGCCAGCUAGUCAGGCAGUCAACUAGUUUGGCGGUAAGCCGCACAGUCAGUCAGACAAUGUGUCAGUCAGUCAGACAGUUGUUUGGACAGACAGUCAGAAAUUGCCAGUAAGCCCCUGAAGCAGUCAGACUAGCUAUGAGAGAAUGAGGUUUGCCAGCAUCAGAGGAAGAUAUGGACGGAUGGAGGAUUCCUCGUUGUAACUGGCUAUCUGAAGACCAAGGUCUCUUAAUGUGCCCUGGUUUCUACAUGACUUAACGGUCAGAAGAAGUGAAGGAGCGUUGGCUUCCUGAGACAUAUAUAAACAUACACCUACCGAAUAGAUAGUUAUUUUAUACUGUUUUGAAUUGUUAACGUCAACCCUGGUUGUUGAGAGUUCAGAGAUGAUGUACAGUAUGUUGUCAUUGUUGUUUGUCUUCAUUGAUUCCCUUAAAGACACUGCUUCUAGCACAAUGGAAAAUUGGUCAGAUUAACCCCUACCAUAUCAACUUCUGAGGCCUAAGCCCCUCUACUCUGUUGCAAUUAGAGAAUGUCCUGGGUGUUUUGGGUUAAAUGAGUUCUCUGAGGGAAAGUUCUGUAUGCUCUAUGUUGGAUGAGUUCUCUGAUGUAACAUUUUGCGUGUUCUGUCUAGAAUGGGUUGUCUGAGGGAACGUUCUAAGUGUUCUGUGUGGAAUGGGUUGUCUGAGGGAACGUUCUAAGUGUUCUGUGUGGAAUUAGUUCUCUGAGGGAAGCUUCUAGGUGUUUUUUGUGGAAUUAAUUCUCUGACAGAAAUUUCUAGAUGUAUAGUGUUGAAUGAGUUAUCUGAGGGAAGGUUCUAGGUGUUCUGUCUGGUAUGAAUGAUGUCCUGCAGUGAUUGCUUACCUCUGAUGGAGGUUUGUGGUAACUUGCCUCUGUGUUGAUGGAAGGAUGUUAUUAGACAUGGCCCUUCUGGUUCUGUCAGCUGCCAAUCUCCUCAUCCUCCCCUCCUGUUCAGCUGCAAGGGUGUUGGAUCUGACCUCUUAGAACAAGUGUUGAAGGUUGUGGGGUCACAUUGAAGGGAAAACUUCAGGAUUGAUGAGGGGUCAUCGAACAGGCAAAUGGAACACAACAGACAUGUUUUCUGUCGAUAACCAAAUGUUGAUCUGUCCGUCUGUUAAAACAUAUGUAUGGCAUCGCAAUAACCAAAUCCUGUGAGCUGAAACGCUGUUGUUAGAUAUUAUUCUAUAGCAUUUAUAAUCAAUCCUGCACCUUAUUACUUUCUUAGUGAUGUUUAAGAUGUACUUUAAUAUUUUUCUUCAUUUUGUAAAUUGUGAAAUUUUGUGCAAUGUGGGUCGACAUUAUAUCAUUAUCUAUGGUGUUAAGGUUGUGACUAACCAGUCACAGACGCUAGCCCAAAAUAUAUCAAGUCUAUUAUGUUCAUGUUUUUUACAUUAAGAAAAAAACAUGUGGUUAAUGAUCUACUGUCUAAAAGAUGGUUUAGGUCUGUUAGAUCUGGUGAAUCAUUCAAAAUGAAAGAUGUCUAUAGGUUAUACCUCUGGACAGUUCCUGUUUUUUAUGGCACUAAUCACACACUGUUACAUCCAUAAAUCUGGAUCAAAAGCAGUCAUCCUAGGAAAUAUGAAUAUGUUGGCAUCCCCACUCUGCUAAGUAUGUAGUGUGUAUGUAGUGUGUAUGUAGUGUGAAGUAUAUCACCCUGAGCAGGGAUGUAGGUACUGUAGUACCUGUUCACACUGUCACUUAACAGGGUUUCCUAAUCCUUGUUCUUUGAGAGUCAAUUCAAUGUGUGUUUGUGUGUGUUUGUUUGUUACAGUUGGUACAAUGGAAAGUUAUGGGAAGUUGUAGAUAAGCUGAUGUAUCUGUAAUAAUCUGCUUAUUGUUUCCUGGCUUAAGCACCUUAUAUUGUAGCCUAUGUGUCAUCUGACCCCAGCUAUGAAGCAUGUUGACAUAGGAGCCGUCACAUUGUGGUUUUAGUCAUGUUAACGCUUUAGUUUAGUUUGCUAAUAAUGUGUCAAACAUAUUAUGGACAUGUUGCUGCUUAGGAAAAGGAGCCCACUGAUUGGUUGAGUGCCCUUCGAGUGUUAAGGGCCUGUAUCUGAUUGGUUGAGUGCCCUUGGAGGUUAACAGGACUAUAGCUGAUUGGUUGAGUGCCCUCAGAGAGUUAAGGGGCUACGGCGGAUUGGUUUAUUCUAUAUAAGUGGAAGUGGGUUCUAUACCGUGAUGUACUGGCCGGCCAGGCUACAAAACUACAAUUUAUCCUAGCCCCAGCCUAGCAAUCUGCCUGGCAAUCAUUAAAACAUUUCACCCGUAUCGCUGGCUAGAUGGCACAAGUUUUACUAGUGUAUUUUGAAGUGCCGUGCAAAAUUAUUAAGACCAAUUCUAGAAUCUUACUGAAGUACAAAUGGUACGUAUUUUAUGAUAUUUGAUUUUAUAACACUAACACUCAAAAUCAAAUAUCAGACGUUGGUUUCAUGUUGGGAAAUAUUUAAGAAAAGGUUUAUAACUGUUGCUUACACAGGUAAAAACCCUACACAUUAAUAUUUGUUAGAGCCACAUUUUACCGCAAUAACAGCUUUAAGUCUUCUGGUAAGUAUGUUCCUGCUUUGAACACUGCUUUGAAGCCCAUUCUUCUUGGCAGAUUUGCAACAGGUACUUGGUUGGGCAACGGUUAUUUUCAAAUAGUGCCAUGGAUUGUCAAUGGGAUUGAGUUCAGGACUGACUGGGCCACUGAAAGAUGUUCAUCUUUUUGUUCUUGAGCUGCUAUAAAGUUGCUUCGGCCUUGUGCCUUGGACCAUUGUCCUGCUAAAUAGUGAAUUUCUGCUUCAGUUUUUAGCGGACUGAAGCACAUUCUCUUGCAGUAUUUUCCUCUAUUUAGCUUUAUCAUUCUUCCAACAAUUUCAACAAGAUGCCCGGUCCCUACUAUUCAGAACCGUCCCCACAGCAUGAUGCUGCCACCAACAUACUUCAUUGUAGGAAUGGUGUGUUCUCAUCUGGUGUGUGGGUCUCAUCUGACCACAGGGCCUUUUCCCUCAUCCCACCUGGGUCACUCUCAUGUUUUCAUAUGGUAUUCUUUGAGUAACCGCUUUUUCUAGACACCCUUUAAAUACAGACCAGUUUUUUGUCUUUAUUAGGUCAGUUUCUUUCAUCUGUGUAAACUGAGGCCCUCUUGGAUCUAGGCCUCUUGAGGAUGAUCUUACUCCCAGGAAGCAGGACAGGUAUUAAUCCAGGCUCCUUUCAUCACAUGCCUGGAGUACUGAAACACCCCUGUUGAUCACCUUUAAUAAAUUAUUCCAUUGUCAGUGUUGUAAAAUAGAGUAUCAAACUGAAUGAAAUGUCAAUGAAGCAUUCAUACUUCAGUAAAAUUAGUGAAUUGGUCAGGGGUCUGUUAGUUCACCAGGACACUGUACAUGCUUCAGGCUAGUAGUCUUAGUUUAAAACCCUAGCCUCAGUGUGGACAGGAGAGGGAAAGGAAGGGGAAGAACAUUUGUAGAGUAUAUUUCCUGUUUAGACAGGCUCCCCAGGCAGUAGACAACAUGGGGAUAUACCUGCUCUUAAAGUUUAAUCUAGAAUAAUCUAUUCCUGUGGGUAAAACAAUGUUGAAGUGUGUCUCAUGACACUGACAUCUGAUUUGCCUUAACUGAAUGGUUAGACAUUCGUGGAACUGAAUGUGAUGGUAUUGGUUUAGGAUUAUGGUUGGGUCAGAUUAGAUUAGGUUGGGUUUUCUUUGGUUGUUGUAUAAUGUUUGGUUUAGUUAGGGUCAAAUCAGGUUUAGGGUUUGGUUGUUUGGGAUUAUUUUAGAGUUCGAUUUGGUUAGGGUCUAUUGUUGGGAUAGUUUAUGGUGCCAUGGAACUGAAUGUGAUUUGGUUAGAUUGGAAGUUUAGUGGUACUACUGAAAUAAGCACUUUUGUCUGAAUGAAUGAAUUAAGUGAUGGGAAAUGUAUAUAAUUAGCCAAAUGAGUACCAAGAAAUAAUACUAUUGACUAGACACUUUUAGACAGAUAUCAUAUUAUUUUUCUGCAUGCCCUUUAUAAAAUCUCUGUGCCACGUCCCUCCAACCACUUGAAUCCAAAAGCAGGUAAUAAGUGUUGGGUUUUUAAAGUCAUUUUUCUCUUAGAUUACCAUGACAGUAAAUGCUGCAUAUGACCUGUGUAGUGCCAACAAUUUAUUUCAGAUUGACUGAGGCCUGAGAUGAAUGGUAGUGUAUCUGUGCUCAAUUGGCGCUUACCAAUAUCUUCAAAAGAUUAUGUUUGCUGUGAUUGGGCAUGGGGGGCAAGGGCAUAAGGAUAAGGUAUAAGAUGUGAAGGAACUGCAUUGUGGGUAGGGUUCCACAGUCUUAAUUGUUUAGAGUCGUUGUUUUUUUUUAUUCCAAAGCACUUAGGCUACCGGCCAACCCUGUUACCUAAUGAAAUUAAUCACACUUGUGUGAGCACUUUAAACACAUCUGAUGUUGUCAUGGAUACAUCGUUACACGCGACAGAUAUUGUCAUGGAUAUAUUACACUAAAGGAACAGUGUAAGAGAACGAACCUUUUAAAUGUCCCUGAUUAGUUGUCUUUAUUUGUAAUUAAUGGCCAGAUGUUGGUAACAAGGCAACCAUCCAAAGAUGGUCCCAUUCUCGUCCUUAAACCGUUCUGAUGUUGGAGUCCAUGACUUGGUGCUGUUUGCAGUCUGCGUUUGUUGUAUCUGAAGCUAAUGUUUGUCAAAUUGUCAUUCAGUGAAAUUUGUGAAAAGUGCCGUGGUUUGGGCCAGAACAGUAGUUGUGUUAUUUUGUAAAUGUCUGGAUUUGUCGUUCUUGGAUAAAGCUGUUAGAGGGAGGUUGUAACGGUGGAUUCUGUGGCCUUCUCCAGCUGGAAUAUUUUUUUUUUUUUUUUUUUUUUAUAACGAUGAUGGUGAUUUAUUAACUCUUGUGCUCCCUCUGGCUAGUGACAAGACUGUCUGUGUAUUAAGGAUCACAAAGACAGAUUUGUUAAUUCAAGAACACACAUUUAAGGAUAUUAUUUAAGAAAGGAGUGUAAUUCCUUGUUUUUAUUCUGUUUUUUUGUUAAAACAUCAGAAUUUAAAAUCAAAUGUUCAACAGUAUGAGAGUGGUUAUUUUGCACAUGUAAGGUUGGCUAGUUGUUCUAGUAAACCUCUUGUUGUCGAUGUUGGCUCAGUGUCAGCACAAGCAAGGCUUAUAGGGAUUAUAGAAGAAAUCAACAAUGUUAUUCCCAAAUCAAAGCUGUCAUAGCAUUCUUUCCUAGCAGAGGGGAUUCCAUUCACCUAACUUAGCCCCUCCUACAACUGUAUUCAACCAAUCAUAACCUGUCUGCGAUUCAUUGAUUCUGUACUUUACCAUGUAAACCCAGAGUGUUAGUUAACUGGUGUACAUAGAUCAUGAGUAGACCGUUGUUGUGUGGGCUAUACAAACACAACACUAAAACAGUACGAGGACAAUAGUCUCUAGUGGUGCUAAUAACAUUAGACUGUAUUUUCUGUCAUUUAUUGUAUCGGUUUGUGUUGAUUGUCUGUAACACAGAGGAGUCAUACAUCAUUUCAAUAUUAAACAAUAUAGAUAUAUUAUU
Messenger RNA from Esox lucius (northern pike), 8135 nucleotides. It is a transcript of the gene zbtb47b, whose product is annotated as zinc finger and BTB domain containing 47b. Gene Ontology annotation, cellular component: nucleus. Gene Ontology annotation, biological process: regulation of transcription by RNA polymerase II. The record is from RefSeq and is a predicted model, not a curated record. The transcript has 7 exons. NCBI's taxonomy places the organism in Eukaryota, Metazoa, Chordata, Actinopteri, Esociformes, Esocidae. Bases 176 to 2440 code for a protein of 754 amino acids. Gene Ontology annotation, molecular function: RNA polymerase II cis-regulatory region sequence-specific DNA binding; protein binding; DNA-binding transcription factor activity, RNA polymerase II-specific.